Messenger RNA from Olea europaea var. sylvestris, 1187 nucleotides. RefSeq names its product NAP1-related protein 2-like. Gene Ontology annotation, cellular component: nucleus; chromatin. The coding region runs from base 133 to 900 and encodes 255 amino acids. The record is from RefSeq and is a predicted model, not a curated record. Gene Ontology annotation, molecular function: chromatin binding; histone binding. Gene Ontology annotation, biological process: nucleosome assembly. Lineage: Eukaryota; Viridiplantae; Streptophyta; Magnoliopsida; Lamiales; Oleaceae. The transcript is spliced from 10 exons.
UUUUCUUGCUGCAACUGUGCGAUACAUAUAUAAAAAAACAAAACAAUAAGGGUUUAUCUAGGGUUUAAACAAAUCACCAAAAACAGCAGUGGAACAAUUUCCGCCCUCUAAAAUUCUAGGGUUUGAAGAAAGAUGGGAGUUGACAAAGGGAAAAAGCAGAAAUUAGAAGAAAACAACGCAACAGAGCACAUUGAUACAGACCUACUCCUAUCCAUUGAGAAGCUCCAGGAAGCCCAAGACGAGCUUGAAAAGAUCAAUGAAGAAGCUAGUGAAAAGGUCUUGGAAAUAGAACAGAAGUACAGUGAGAAAAGGAAGCCUGUCUAUGAUAAGCGUAAUGACAUCAUAAAGUCAAUUCCAGACUUCUGGAUGACUGCUUUUCUGAGUCAUCCUGCCCUUAGUGAACUUUUAACUGAAGAAGACCAAAAGAUUUUCAAAUAUUUAACUACCCUCGUAGUGGAAGAAUCUAAAGACUUGAAAUCGGGUUAUUCAAUUACAUUUAACUUCAAACCCAAUCCGUAUUUUGAAGAUACCAAACUCACAAAGACUUUUACCUUCCUUGAGGACGGAACAACAAAAAUAAGCUCUACAUCAAUUAAGUGGAAAGAAGGCAAAGGCCAUUCCAAUUUUGUUGAUGAGAUGAAAGGGAACAAGCGGUCUCAUUCUGAGGAAAGCUUCUUUACCUGGUUUAGUGACACCCAGCAUAAGGAUGAUAUAGUGGAGAUUCAUGAUGAGGUUGCCGAGAUAAUCAAGGACGAUCUCUGGCCAAAUCCUCUCUCUUAUUUUAACAAUGAGGCUGAUGAAGAAGAUUUUGACGUGGAUGAUGGCGAUGAUGAGGAAAACGGUAGUGAUAGCUCAGAAGAGAACGACAGGGACGAUGAAGGUGAAGAUGGCGACAAGUAACUACUGAAUUUUACUAUACUUUGCGUAUGUGUGCUUUUUCGUAGACCACGUCGUGGCAUCUGUAAAGGAGGUUCUAGGAUGGUGAAGAGAGCGAGUAAAAGAGCAUAUUACUGUUGACUGUUUUUCCCCUGUUCUCUCCUUAAAGAGGGGGGAAAAAGCCUUAAUAUCUUCAUUGACUUGAUUGUAAGUUAUACCGUUAAAUUGUUUGUGAAAUUCAUCUAUCACUAUUUUUUCGGGUGUAUCUCAACUAGCUGCUCAUUUUAAUUGACAUUUUUAUUUUAAUCUCA